Molecule: messenger RNA, 2289 nt
Organism: Caenorhabditis elegans
Lineage: Eukaryota; Metazoa; Nematoda; Chromadorea; Rhabditida; Rhabditidae
Gene: Y53F4B.12
Product: Amino acid permease/ SLC12A domain-containing protein
Exons: 13
Coding region: 1-2289 (762 amino acids)
Biological process (GO): transmembrane transport; amino acid transmembrane transport
Cellular component (GO): membrane
Source: RefSeq, marked reviewed
AUGUCAUCCCUGCUCCAAAAAAUGCUCCGAACCCGGAGGGUCGACGAGCAGUUCCUCCGACAUUCCGAGUGGGCUCGGCGGCUCGGCGUGCCUUUAAUGGUAGCUCUAGCCGGAAUUAAGAGCAUUUCCAUGAUGCUCUUCAUUAUUCUACCCUUCUCACUAACCCAGGUCGCCGGUCCGAGUACGGUUUUGGCGCCGAUUUUCGCAUUUUUGAUUAUUUUUUUCUCUGCCGCUCACCUCUCGGAACUCUCAUGCACCAUGCCGAAAAACUGUGUACAGUACCAUUUUGCGUACGCCGUCAUCGGAGAGCUCCCGGCUUUUGUGAUCGCGUGGAUUAGUCUGGUGGACUAUGUGGCACAGGCCGGAUUGUUUUGUAAAGCGUGGGCGGAUCAUUUUAACCUUCUCUUCCGCGGGCUCCCAGCCAAAUCCCUGACCUUCGACGUUUUCUCCACCGACUCGAUGCUUCUAUCCCCUCAAGUCGACCUUCUCACCGUACUCUCCGCCAUCAUAACUCUAUGCCUUCUGCUGUGCUCUCUCCGAGUUGUCGGAACAAUCUGUGUAUCCCUUCUAGCAGUCACCCUCCUUAUCGCCGCUUCCUGCACAAUGGUCGCAUUCUUCCAUUCGGACCCCGAGAAUUGGAUCAAGGCCGAGUUUUUCCAUUUUGGAUAUCAGGGGGUGCUCUACGCGAUUUGUGCUCUUUGUGCAUGUUAUACUGGAAUUGAGAGCACGUCGUGUCUACUGGAGGAGACCAAGAAUCCGAGGAAGCGAAUUUCGGGGGUUUUGUCGUUUUUGGUUUUGGUGCUGACUACUAUCUUUUUCGUGCUUUCUAUCACUUUUAGUUUAUCCACAAAUGUGACAGCUCUCAGUGAAGGAAUCAUGAUCCCGGAAGUUUUCUCAGUAAUCAAUAUUCCAGCGGCAAAAUCCUCGUCCAAGCACUGGGUCCGUCGGUUUCCGAUGAUUAGCCCGUCGGAAAGUGCCACGUCAUCAUCCAUUUCACCGUCCGCAUUCAGAUCCUACUACGAGCAGGGUUUUAUUCGAAUGCGGUACAUGCUCUCGGUGUGCUCAGUGUGUGCUCUUUCCGGCGGAGUUCUCGCUUCAUUUCUCCCAGCAACACGUGUCAUUGCCGCACUGUGCCAUGACCGUCUGAUCCCAUACGCCAAGGACACCUCCACCAAGAGCCCAUAUUUUGCGGUUCUCCUGUGCACUGUACUUGUUGCAUUGUGCUCUAUGAUCCAAAAAACUAUGUUGCUGAAUUUUGUGAUUUUCAUGGCUCCGGUGAAGCUUGUGAUUACGAUCCUCCUGGUCUACCUUCAACACUACUACCCGGAACAAAUCGGAAUCCCAGAGGAGACCUCCAACUACAAAUCCAUUGGCAAAAAGCGCACGCGGGUCCAUAUCGACGACGGGGUCUCCAUAGAUGAUUCAGUAUCCUUAAUCCCUUCCAGACAUCUUGAGGAUCAUGAUGAUCAGUCGGAAGUCAGUCACUCCACAUUCGAUACCACCGCUUUUUUGUACAUGAAAGCCACCAAAAUGGAGUCGGAGAGACUUCAGAAGCGAUUGGAGAAGGAACAACUAGAGAAUGAAGAACUUCAGCCGGUGUUGGCAAAAUCUGUGUCACAAUACCACACUAUGGACCCGAACUUGAAGAAAGCUAAGAAAAUCAAGAAGCACGCGCACAACUGUGUGGCCGAGCAGUGUGGAGCUGAGAAUGAUGAUGACUUCAACUCGCAAGAGGUGCACCUAUUCGCAAACGAGGAACCCGAAUUGCCAUUCUUCUCAACAUUUUCCUCAUCGGCACCCCGUCCACCUUCGCCAGACGUCAGUUUCGCCACGUUUCACCGUUCCCGGCGUCUGCUAUUCCUGUUUUGCGUGGUGACUUGCGCAUUUUCGGCGUUUUUACGGAACUAUGCGGUGCCUACGGUGACAUGUUGGAUGUUAAGCAUCGGAUUUGUGCUGGUUAUUGUGGUAUUCACUGUGAAUAUUAACCGGCUACAGACUAAUGAUUAUUUGUACAAAAAAGAAUCCAAAGUAACCCUAUUCCCAACCACCUCUCUCUUCACAUUAUUCAUGCUCCUUGGCUCAUUUGCUGGCAGUGUGCCAACAAAAACUUUGGCUCAUUUGGUAGUGAUACCUUUAAUUGGAAUCUUGGCAUAUUUCCUGUAUGGUUACCGGCAUAGCAAGCACAGGAAGACUGCUUGUUUAGUGAUAGAGAAUCGAUAUUUGGAGGGUGCCGACGAGCAGUAUUGUCCGAUAAUUGGGCUUGAUACGAGCUCCAGCUCAGAUGCUUAA